AUGAGCGUAGAGAUUAUCCCAGAAACUACGAGUUUGCCGCCAUUGCCUCCGUCGGCAUCACAUCCACGGCCAAAGGGCAUCCUAAAGAACGCGUCCUCGUCGUCCUCGGCAGUCCCAGCCGUCUCUUCGCAAACUUCAGGCGCCGGUGAACCGCCUUCGCGAUCGGCUUCUGGCAACGGCCCCCUGCAAACACCGUCUGGGAACAGCCAGCAUCUGACUUGGGAUGAAGAAAACCUGGCUCUUACCGAAGUCCAGAAGGACAGCUUGAUGAAGAUCACAGAACCAAAGACUCCAUAUGUUCGCUACAAUGCCGAACUGGAUACGGUCGAAAAUAUGAGUGAUAUUCCCUCAUUCGACUUGAGUCGCAACGCCGGAUCGAACCCAUCGACGCCAAUCUCAACCUCGUUCCAAGUCGACUCGCCCAUCUCCCAGCCGAGCAAUCUCCCAGAUACAAAGACUCUGACUGAGGCUAAUACAAACGCAAACGCUCGACGACCGUCCUUUGGCGCAGCUCCGAAGAGCCGCUCAAACUCGGCGUCGAGCCGAAGUACGAGUUUCCACCUACCUGAAGACGAGCGAAAGAAGAUCCAGAAGAGUGCACGAGAGGCCGCAGGGAAUGGCGAAGUUGGAGAGGACGACGAAAUGGAUGAAGAAGCAGCUGCGAAACAUGCCGAGUUUGUCAAGGCCCGUGGCCGUCACUACUCUAACGAAGCUGAAGCAAUGAAGCUCGCCCAAAAGCUGCUGGCGGAAGAAGAAGAUGAUGACGAAGAUGAGGAGGACGAAGAGGGUAAUGGCGACAACAUGGACGUGGAUGGAAAGAAACCCAAGAAAAAGGGUAUUCCACCCGUGCCGCCACUUCCCGCUAGUGUCAAUGGCAUAAGCAAAUAG
Messenger RNA from Serendipita indica DSM 11827, 888 nucleotides. Lineage: Eukaryota; Fungi; Basidiomycota; Agaricomycetes; Sebacinales; Serendipitaceae. The record is from the annotation of a GenBank genome assembly.